AAGAGAGAGGAGGGACGGAGGGAGGGAGGGAGGGAGGCGUUUGGCUCCUUGUCGACGGCAGCAGAGGCUGCAGACGAAACAGCCCGACUGGCCCUUUAAAUCGCCACUAGCGCAUUCCGAGCCCUUGCCUUGCCUUGCCUUGCCUUGCCUUGCACGGCCCGCCCCCUCCAUCCCCAAGCUGUCCGUAGCGGCAGAGGCGGACUCCAUCGGUGUCACGAAGCCGGAUUUCCCCAGCCCAUCGCCGGCUAGGAGAGACCGCUGCUGCCGGUGUUGCACUCUGGCUGGCUGCGUGGAAGAUUCUUUGCUCACACAAUUUUCUGCAGUUUUGGUGCAUUCUAAUGGAUAAGUAUGUCCAUCACUAAUAAUAUCGCCCAGGCCAGGAAACUGGUGGAGCAGCUGAGGAUCGAAGCGGGGAUUGAGCGGAUUAAGGUGUCCAAAGCGGCCGCCGACCUGAUGAGCUACUGCGAGCAGCACGCUCGCAGCGACCCGCUGCUGGUCGGCGUUCCCACCUCCGAAAACCCUUUCAAGGACAAGAAGCCCUGCAUCAUCCUAUAGCCGCGCUCCACACGCACGCACACACAUGCACGCACACACACAAACACACAUACACUCCUGAAAUAGCCUCUCUGGAAAAGCGCCAUACGGUCGGAGUAAAGAUGGUUGACGGUCGUGUUCUUUUUUUCCGAUCACUGUGGUUGAGAUCCGUGUGAGCCAAGGUGCUUUGGUCUAAUGUUCACACAAUACUGGUCAGCUAUCGACAAGUAUCAUCAGCAUUUAUUUUGGGGGCGGAGCCAAGGAUUGGUAGGGCGGAGCCAAACAGGAUGGAGUCGUUGGGGCGUGGCUUAUGUGCAUUGUUGACGUUUUGUCUUAAGAUAAACGUACAAUGAACAAGAUGGCGUUUUUUUUUUUAAAUGUUUUCUUAAUGCUGUCCUGUGUACAAAGUAGCUACAGAAUAGGGGCACAAAGUUGACCUUUCAUUUUCCGGUAGCAUCAGAAGCAACUUUCAUCCUGCCGGGAAUGUCGUCGGCCCAUCAAUUUUCCGCCUUUGGAAUGGACAUUUCCUGACACCUUGAAAUCCGAUUUAGAAUUGCUGAAACAUACAAAAUCCUUUCAAUGUACGAAGAACCAAGCCCGAUGAAAAUGUUAAAACUUUCCCGCCCAAAAAAAAAACCCUCCCUGCUUCUAGUUUCGAUUUAAACGCAACUGCCUCCUUUGCGUUGACUCUAAAAACAACAAAGAAACAAAAACAGUGUACAAACUUUCUUUCAUCUUUGUGAUCAGUUGAAGAGUGGCCAUUUUGAGUUUUUAACAAAGCGUCAUGCAACCUGCUCAUUUUUACCUUGCAUUGUGUUUGGAACGUUACAAAAUGCACCAAAGUUUGGAUUUGUUGAAAUUAUUUUUUCUCGGGUAGCUGUUCAGUGAGAAAGGUAGUGACAAAAUGGGGGUAUGUAGUCGCCCCAUAUUUUUUAUUUGAACCAUAACCGAUUGGCGGCCAUUUAAUAUCGAGCUUUCUGAUUGGCCCAUUGCCACUCGUUGUGCCGUGUGUGUGUGUGUGUGUGAGUGUGUGCGUGCGUGUGUGUGUGUUGAGAAAAAAACUUACAUUUCAUACUUUUCAUAUCAAAACAUCACAGAAUCCGCCGAGACCGCCUUGAGAUUUGAGUUUUGAUUUUUUUUUUGAGGGGGGGGGGGGGGUUAUUUUUAUUGCCUUUACUGAUGACUGCGAGGAAAAUCUAUUUUUUUGUUAAGUGUAUCUCUAAUGUGCCAUACAUACAUAAAUCAUGUAUUUCCUCGCAUACUGUUAAUAUUUUGUGGAUAUUUGUUGUUGAAGAAAAAAUAUAUUAACAAGUAGAUAACAUUAAUAAAAAGAUGAUAUAACAGA
Molecule: messenger RNA, 1879 nt
Organism: Syngnathus acus (greater pipefish)
Lineage: Eukaryota; Metazoa; Chordata; Actinopteri; Syngnathiformes; Syngnathidae
Gene: gng7
Product: guanine nucleotide binding protein (G protein), gamma 7
Exons: 4
Coding region: 349-555 (68 amino acids)
Biological process (GO): G protein-coupled receptor signaling pathway
Cellular component (GO): heterotrimeric G-protein complex
Molecular function (GO): G-protein beta-subunit binding
Source: RefSeq, a predicted model, not a curated record